AGUGUCCAGCCCUUACAGAUCGCGAUGGGCACAAGCAUGCGGCUGGCUCCUGCAGGGGGAGGAUUUGGGACAUCCCACAGCCUCUCGCCCCAAACUAGGGCCCUUCGGCCUUUGCGCAUGUCACCAGCUCUGGGGAGGGGGGUGAGGUGCUGGGUGGGGUCUGGGUGCCCUCAGAGGCAGGAUGGUGCCCAGGUGCCAGGGCAACCCAGGGUCCAGAUCCUCUUGCUUCCCCCCCGAUUCAGGGGUGGGACUCAGGGGGAGUCGUGCUCUUCGCUCCCCACAUUCCCGGGCCACGGAGCUGAAAGGCAGAACAACAAAGCUGGCGCUAAGACAGUACCAACCUGGCUGGGGGAGGGGGGGCGUCUCUCCCUGGGGGCUGGCACACUCAGCAUCACAGCCUGCAGGAUAAGCCCAGGCCUGGGGGCGGCUGCCGGCAGGAGGAGCCACAUGGCUGGGCAGAGCUGUAAUCCCGAGCGGGAGGCUGCUGUGAGGGACACAGAGGUGGGGUCUUUCUCCACACUCACGGGACUCCACAGGACGCCGGGGUCCUGUGGUCUGGGGUGGGGGCUGGGAGACCUGGGUUUGUUACCACACAAAAGAACACAACCAAGAGCAACUGGGGCAUGCGGGGAAUCACAGCUGGCACGGGAGCAGGGCUGCCUGCUUGGGAAGAGCUCCCUGGUGCAAGGGGGGGAGGGGCUUUCCCGUUGGAAAGGCGGAGCUCUCUGGAGCGAGGGGCGGGGCUUUCCGGUUGCAAAGGCGGAGCUCUUUGAGGCAGGGGGUGGACCUGUCUGGUUGGGAAGGCAGAGCUUUCUGGUGCAAGGGGGAGAGCCGAGGCUUCGGUACAAGAUGCCCUGGUGCAAAGGGCGGGGCUGUCUGGCACAAGGGGCGGAGCUGAUGCUUUGGCAUAGGGGGUGGGGCCAGUGAUCCCACC
This is a messenger RNA of Chelonoidis abingdonii (Abingdon island giant tortoise), 934 nucleotides long. The record is from RefSeq and is a predicted model, not a curated record. NCBI's taxonomy places the organism in Eukaryota, Metazoa, Chordata, Testudines, Testudinidae.